CGAUAUAUAUCGAAAUGUGCAAUUAUCCAUACUUCACUUGAAUUGGAAUACGGCUCAGUUAACGAGGGAGUAUACAGGAUCGAAGAUAACCGUUUGCAAAGCCAUUCUAUAAAGCUAUGCCACCGAUCGAACGUCAGAGAGACACGAGAAACGAGAAGCGUGACCGGGAACCGAUCGAGGGACCGAUUCGGAUUAAAACUUCGGCGUAAGCGUUAUUAUUUAUUAUGUCAGACGGGUAAGACGACAGGCACUGAACGACUCGGCGAACAAGCGACAGACCUACCAAGUAGAACGGAGUAAAGUCACUUCGUAUCGUCUUCUCGACUUGUCCUUUCUCGCCUUGCCUUUUAUUUUCGUGUCCCAUAUACCGACUUAAGCGACGUAAGUAACGAAGGACUCCUGUCGGCGUGUCUACCGUGAAACUGUUCCAACGUCUUCGAGGGAAAGCCCACAGUGGGUUGCAGUCGAUACAUCAAGAUUCUACCUGACACUUCUUAUAAGCGAUACACCUCAAUUUUCUACCUUAGUCAUAUUCCUAAACCAAAAUGAGCUGUCGACGUAAUAGUGGAAAGAUAGCCGUGCCCGACGAUCUGAGGAACGUCCUUUUGGAGUUUACGAUAAGUUACCUUUUGGAAAACCCUGGUGAUAUCAUCGACUACGCCGUGGAGUUCUUCUCUCGUCUGCGGGAAAAUAGACAGAUGCAAUCGAUGCGUUCUAAUGCUCAGACUUGCUCGUCAACACCGGAUGAAUCCGUUGACGAGGAACCGCCGGUUGAUAGAUUCUCAUCGCGGAGGAAGAGCGUCUUCGCGGAAACUUACAACCCUGAAGAGGACGAGGAAGAAGAAGGAACGAAGAUUGUACAUCCAAAGAGCGACGAACAACGGCACCGGCUCAGCGAGAGCGUCAAAACUAUUCUGCUUUUCCGCGCGUUGGACAAGGAACAAAUGGCUGACGUGUUAGAUGCUAUGUUUGAGAAAACUGUGGAACCAGGGGAAUAUAUCAUUCGUCAGGGCGACGAUGGAGAUAAUUUUUAUGUGAUCGAAAGGGGAAAAUUCGAAGUCUACGUUAAGGAUCAAACUGGAAAUAAUAUUCAUAUUCAUACAUAUGAUAACAGCGGAGCUUUCGGAGAGCUGGCUCUCCUAUAUAACAUGCCGCGUGCGGCAACUAUUAAAGCGGUUACUCCUGGAACGUUAUGGGCAAUGGAUAGACAGACGUUCCGGCGAAUACUAUUAAAGUCGGCGUACAAAAAGCGGAAGAUGUACGAAGAUCUUAUAAAUAAAGUACCCAUGUUGAAAUCACUGGAGGCGUACGAGCGCAUGAAUUUGGCCGAUGCACUUGUUCCAAAGCACUUUGCCGAUGGCGAGAGGAUCAUCAAACAAGGAGACAGCGCGGACGGGAUGUACUUUGUGGAAGAUGGCGUUGUCCGAAUCACGAUUCUAGGCGACAACGGGCGCGAGGUCGAGAUCAAUCGUGUUCCUGCCGGAGGAUACCUUGGCGAGCUCGCCCUAGUUACGCACAAGCCUCGCGCUGCUUCCGCCUAUGCAGUUGGGAACGUCAAACUAGCAUUCUUGGACGUGGAAGCCUUCGAACGCUUGUUAGGGCCGUGCAUGGAGCUGAUGAAGCGCAACAUCGACGACUACGAGGACCAGCUGAUAAAGAUAUUUGGCAGUAAAAUUGACAUCUCGGAUAUCCGAUAAUUGGCCAGCUGUCGGAUGUCGAGCGCCGCCGUAUCGAAGAUCUUUUACUACCUAUCUAGCUACCGUACAAUAUGUACACUCGGCUCCCACGUAAUUGUGAUCCUUAGUGAAUAUUUUACCCGAUGUCACGGGAGUACUCGUAUUUAAAACCUGAUUUCGCGUUGAGACUUGCGUAUUUUAUCCGACACCAGCGUGUGGAAUUACAACCCGUGGAUUUCGAUUCGGUAUGUUCGUGUAUUCCAUUUCUAUUUGACAUGGUUUUUCCGUUAUAUUUCAGUAUUGUAAUAAUCUCUUGGCUCGAAGGUGCACAACGUACAUGGAGAAGACGCUGUACUUAAUUCUCAUUGUCAUUACCGUUAGCGAAGGUCUGUUCUGGAUGUCGACAAAAAUACAUUCGUUACUAUUAAAUAAAAGGGUUUGCAUCGUGAAACAUUAACGACGACUAUAAAGUAUAAAAAUGAGAAAAAAAUAAAAUGUGUGUGUACGUAUGGAAACGUUGCGUCGGUAAUAGUAAGUAAGAACCGAUCGCGUAUCUCGUGUCCUCCGCUUAUUCGGACGAGCUCGCUGUAUUUCAGUUAUCGAGUAUCUCGAUCCCUUUGUCGAUUCGGAUGCUUCGUCGUUAUAAGAAAAAAAAAUUCAUUGUGUACGUAUCUCUCGUUGUAACGGUGUUCCUCGAUAACGCGGUCCUCGCGUUGUCGCUAACUAUCGAAUUCGAGCUCGGUUCGUCUCCGUUCGCGCUGUCGAAGCGCGGUUUUUACUUCCUUUGCCAAGUACGCGAGCGUUCCUUUAUCGCGACCAAACGCGACCGGAUAAUACACCUUUCUCCGUACUCUUCUCCGAGAGAAUAUUGAGUAUUUAACGGCAACUUAUGCAAAGUAUUUGCAGAUGUGCAAUUAGAUUUAUAUCCGUAGAAUACCGAAUACGUAUAACAUAUAAGAUAUGGUCGACGUGUUAAACGCAUUAAAUGCUACUUACCGUAUGUAGACGAAGUAUUACAUAACUCCCUCCGCAAGAACAGGUGGAAAAUGAAAUGUACUGCACUUUUAUUAAAUACAUAGUAGCCAUUUUUAUUUGA
Molecule: messenger RNA, 2772 nt
Organism: Orussus abietinus
Lineage: Eukaryota; Metazoa; Arthropoda; Insecta; Hymenoptera; Orussidae
Gene: Pka-R2
Product: cAMP-dependent protein kinase type II regulatory subunit
Exons: 9
Coding region: 546-1697 (383 amino acids)
Biological process (GO): regulation of protein phosphorylation
Cellular component (GO): cAMP-dependent protein kinase complex
Molecular function (GO): cAMP-dependent protein kinase regulator activity
Source: RefSeq, a predicted model, not a curated record